Lingula anatina is the source of this 304-nucleotide messenger RNA. Its product is annotated as ubiquitin-conjugating enzyme E2 variant 2. NCBI's taxonomy places the organism in Eukaryota, Metazoa, Brachiopoda, Lingulata, Lingulida, Lingulidae. The record is from RefSeq and is a predicted model, not a curated record.
UCAGAGCGAGUCAAACAUGGCGAGCAACUCGUACAAAGUUCCUAGGAAUUUCCAGCUACUACGUGAGUUAGAAGAGGCAGAAAAAGGAUGUGGUGAUGGAAGCAUAAGCUGGGGACUGCUCCAUGCAGAUGACAUGCAGUUGAACUGCUGGUCAUGUCUGAUUAUAGGUCCCCCAGGAACUAAUUUUGAAAAUAGAGUGUACACUUUGAUUUUGGAAUGUGGUGUCAAUUACCCUAUCGAGCCACCUUCUGCCAAAUUUGUAACAAAAAUACGAAUGAAGGAGGUCAAUGACCAGACUGGAGUG